CUCGGACUUGCCGCAGCUCCUCACAGACCCACCAGGCGCACCAGCAGCCCCAGUCUCUGCUGACUCAGUGCCUUAACAGCAGUCCCUCCACCCGGUGAGACAGCACCCAGCACCCGGACAGCCCGCACCGCCCCGCAGUCAUGGCCAAAACCGCAAUCGCUUACAAAGAGAAGAUGAAGGAGAUUUCUGUCCUCUCGCUCAUCUGCUCCUGUCUGUACCCCGAGAGCCGUAAAAACAUCCUGGGGGAUUUUGAAGACAUGGACAUCAAACCACUAAACAAGCGGGCCUCAGGGCAGGCCUUUGAGGUCAUUCUGAAGCCGCCGUCCCCGGUGUCUGAGGUAGCUCACUGCAUCACCAGUCCCCCAAAGAGGGACAUUUCCCUGGAGGACAUCCAGAAGAAGCUGGAGGCAGCCGAGGACAGGAGGAGAUCCCAGGAGGCGCAGAUCCUUCGAAUCCUGGCUGAGAAACGGGAGCACGAGCGCGACGUGCUGCUGAAGGCCAUGGAGGAGAACAGCAACUUUAGCCGCCUGGCCGAGGAGAAGCUUCAGCUGAAGAUGGAGCAGAUUGAGGAGAACCGGCAGGCCUUCCUGGCCGCCAUGAUGGAGCGCCUGCAGGAGAAGGAGAAGCAUGCGCAGGUGGUGCGCAGGAACAAGGAGCUGAGAGAAGAGCUGUUGCCGUGAGAAGCCCCCCUCCCCCCUCUCCACCGGCUCUACAUCCCCAGGCUUCUGUCACCACCACCAGCCCUGAGGAUCACCUCCCUCCCCGCCUUGUCCUACAUGCCCACACACCUCUCCACCCCUUUGCCUGCCAUAUCCCCCCACCCCCCCUUUCCCCACUUCUGUAUUACUACAAAACUACAAAAAGACACCACCCUGAGCGAGCAGAGGUUCAAAUGGGGUAGGGGGUGGAAAGGAUUACAUAAAAUUACAAAAAAACAAGAAUAAGAAUAAG
Nematolebias whitei (Rio pearlfish) is the source of this 951-nucleotide messenger RNA. It is a transcript of the gene stmn2b, whose product is annotated as stathmin 2b. Gene Ontology annotation, cellular component: neuron projection; cytoplasm; growth cone. Bases 141 to 680 code for a protein of 179 amino acids. The record is from RefSeq and is a predicted model, not a curated record. Gene Ontology annotation, molecular function: tubulin binding. Gene Ontology annotation, biological process: regulation of microtubule polymerization or depolymerization; microtubule depolymerization; neuron projection development. Lineage: Eukaryota; Metazoa; Chordata; Actinopteri; Cyprinodontiformes; Rivulidae. The transcript is spliced from 5 exons.